Messenger RNA from Fusarium coffeatum, 3402 nucleotides. RefSeq lists its product as uncharacterized. Gene Ontology annotation, molecular function: cytoskeletal protein binding; ubiquitin binding; identical protein binding. The record is from RefSeq and is a predicted model, not a curated record. Lineage: Eukaryota; Fungi; Ascomycota; Sordariomycetes; Hypocreales; Nectriaceae. The coding region runs from base 1 to 3402 and encodes 1133 amino acids. The transcript has 4 exons.
AUGGGGUUUCUAGGAGUGUACCGGGCUCUCUACGACUACGUGCCCCAAGCCGAGGGUGAGCUCGCCAUCAACGAUGGCGACUUGCUUUAUGUUCUAGAUAAGAAUGGCAACGACGGUUGGUGGAAAGCAAAGAAGAAGGCCGGCGCCGAUGACGAGGAAGAGCCAACCGGCCUCGUUCCUGGUAACUAUGUCGAGGAGUCCCUUUUCUUUCUCAAGGCCCAACCCGUAGACCAUGCUCGAGCUCUUUUCGAUUAUACGCGUCAAACCGACGAGGAGUUGUCGUUUCACGAAGAUGCCAUUCUGAACGUCUACGAUACGUCGGAUCCUGACUGGAUCCUGACUGGCCUCGACGGCGAAUAUGGUUUCGUCCCUUCGAAUUACAUCGAAAUGGGAGCAGUUGCCGAAACUGCUCAACCUCCUCUACCAUCGCCGCCACCAGCGCUUCCCUCUAGACCCCCGGCAGCUUCAGUCUCUGAACCCGAACCAGAGGCGGCUGCUCCGGACCUACCGACCGAUACCGCGUCUCCGCCUCCAAACCCUGCUGCAGCCAUUGCAGGAGUCAUGCACAACCGGUCAACGUCUCAACAGCCUCAGCAACCUCAGCAACCUGCAGCUCCGCGACAGCCUCCCCGAGCAUCCGUUACAUUUAGUGAACCCCCUGAAGUCGAGGACGAGCCUGUGCGAUCACCAACACUACCAGCCCGACCAAGGGUACCAGCGCCGCCUUCGCCCACCUAUGAUGAACCUCCUUCUCCUAUACAUACACGGACCUUUCAGCAGGAUCGCAGGGACCCGGAGCGACGUCAAGAUGUUGAGCGCACCCCUGGCGGUUUCCACAUGUAUAAUAUCAAUGAAAUGAUUUCCGUCAUGGGAAAGAAGAAGAAAAUGCCCACGACUCUCGGAAUCAAUCUUCUGACAGGUAUUAUAUUGGUUGCGCCGGAGCAUGCUUCUGAUGGACCUUCCCAAGAAUGGACUGCUGACCGUAUGACGCAUUACUCGCGAGAGGGAAAGCAUGUUUUCAUGGAGCUUGUCCGCCCAAGCAAGAGUGUCGACUUCCACGCGGGAGCAAAGGAUACCGCGGAAGAGAUUGUCAGUAUGCUAGGCGAGUUGGCUGGUGCCAUUCGAUUCGAGGGACUCCGCGACUCGAUUAUAGGAACAUCAGGGAGCGGCGGCGGCGGCGGCCUUAAGAAAGGUCAGAUUCUCUAUGACUUUAUGGCUCAGGGCGACGAUGAGGUCACUGUUGCGGUUGGUGACGAUGUAUUUGUUCUCGAUGAUACCAAGAGUGAAGAGUGGUGGCAAGUCCGCCGGCUCAAGAAUGGUAAAGAGGGAGUGGUCCCUAGUAGCUAUAUUGAAGUUACAGGCUCUGUUGCCACACCACCAUCCGGCGGCGUUAACUCAGCCAAGUCGCUUGUCGAACAGAACCGUCUCGAAGAAAUUCGAUUGACGAAGGAAGCCAUACAGGCUGGCAAAGAACCUCAGCAGGUAGGACCGGGAAUGCCUCUCCCUGAACGAGGCAGUAGCCUCACGGCACGAGAAACUGGUAGUAAUUCGGGACAACAGCGGAGUCGCCGAGAAAAUGGACGAAACGAUGGCGGGAGUCAGAGCCGAUCAAAGUCUAAGCCAGACUCGUCCAAGGUGCGAACUUGGACCGACCGAUCUCGAUCUUUUAGUGUGGAAGCCCAAUUUCUCGGACUCAAGGAUGGCAAGAUCCAUUUGCACAAGAUGAACGGUGUCAAGAUUGCUGUCCCUAUCACAAAGAUGUCACGCGAAGAUCUAGAGUAUGUUGAAAACUUCACAGGUAUCUCCUUGGAAGACGACAAACCACUGGCGGAUGUCAAGCGAGCUAGGUCUGCCGAAAAGAAAUCGCCAGAACGCAGUCCUUCAGCUGGUGCGACUAUCGAUAAGGAUCCGAAGUCCGACUACGACUGGUUCCAAUUCUUCCUUUCCUGCGAGGUCGCCGUGGGCUUGUGCGAGCGUUACGCACAAGCCUUUGUCAAGGACUCUAUGGACGAGAGCGUACUGCCCGAUGUCGAUGCUACCACAUUGCGAGCGCUUGGAAUUCGCGAGGGUGACAUCAUAAAAGUCAUGCGUACUCUGGAUGCCAAGUACGGCCGCAGUCGUGGUGGGAAGAGAGGUGCUGCUGAUGCAGCUGAUGGCGAGGGAGGCUUGUUCUCCGGUCCCGGUGGCGCAUUAAGGAAUAACACUCGCAAAGGCCGCCCUGCACCAGCAGUACAGACCAGUGAUGUUGUUGAUGCUGGUGCUUUCUCUCAAGGCGAUUCAUCUAAGCCUGGAGAAGACGAUACGAAAUCGCCCCAACCAACAAGCCCCUCCAACAAGAACUCCGAAUCUCGCCAGGCGACCAACACCGGCUUUGACGACGAUGCUUGGGAUGUGAAGCCGAGCAAGCAACAAACACCGCCAUCGCAGCCGCCAGCUGAGCCAAGCCAGAAGCCUGCCCCUGAGCCCGCCCCCGUGUCGCCUCUUCCCCCAGCACUGACCGGCUCGAUGCAAGAGCUAUCUCUGCUUUCAACACCACUCGAACCCACGAGGACAGAGCCGGCACCAGCUACAUCAGCGUCAACUACCCAGGCACCCGUUAUCUCUGCCCAGCCAACAUCCUCAGCACCCACAUCGCAGGCCCUUGGCGGCGCUACCCCGUCAUUCUUUACCUCUGUUGCGCAGGCGAGACAGCGCCCUGCUCCGCCACAAGCUUCUAACCAGGGCUCUCUUGUCCCACCUCCACCUCAGCGACCCCUUUCAGCACCGCAGUCAGCUCAGCCUAGUGGGUUUGCCCCUCCUCCCAUGAUGCCUCAGAUGACGGGUGCUCUACAGGGUCAGGUUGCCCCCCCUGGCCAGAGCCUGAGUGAUCUCACACAGGCUCGCCUACAGCAGCAAUACACAGCUCAAAUGCAGCAACAGCAAUCCCUUCAGCAGAUGCAGCCCAACAUGACUGGAUUCCCUGGACAGCAAGCUCCUGUGCAGAUGCCUUUCCAAACUGGCGCUGGUCAGUUUAUGCAGCCGAUGAUGACAGGAAUGACUGGACAGAACCAAUUUAUGCCGAUGCAAGCUCAACCUACUGGCUUCCAACCAUCAUUUCCCGCCACCCAAUCAAUGUAUGGAGCUCCCACAGGGGGCAUCAAUAGCUACCUUCCCCCUGCUCUUGAACCACAGCGAACUGGUAUGUCUGGCUUGGUCCCUCAACCGACGGGAAUGUCGAACAUGGGCAACAUGGGUGGCAUCAACAGCACACAAGCCCCUCAGCCUUUGCAACCACAACAAACCGGGCCGCCUCCUCCUGUACGAUUCGGCGUGACGAACGACGCCAAGAAAUUGGCUCCUCAAGCAACUGGGCGAAGGGCCAACCUGUCGCAAGCGACUCCCCAGAAUCCUUUCGGUUUCUGA